AUGCUCUCCAAUAUCUCAACCCGGGUAGAAACGCUUCGCCUAAUUGUCGCCUGGAGUGUGCUCUCGAGAUGCACCGGAGAACGCGCUGAGAGCUUGCUUCCGGGAGAGCUUGCGCCUCUCGCGUCAGCCGUUCCUGGAAAGGACGGUAAGAAUGCCGCGCAAUCAGCCAUGUACAGCAAAUGGAAGACCAUGACUGGUGCUCUCCUGCAUGGUCGAAUUGGUCAGGAUACGCAAGAGCGAUUCCAAAGAUUCGCCAGUGCGGCUGCAGACCUGGAUGCCGUCGUGGCGCCCUUCGUGCAGAGUGGCUUGGAAGCUCAGCGCCGCAAGAAUCUGGACAUGAUUCUUGCGCGAUCGGCAAACUUCGCGUUCCUACUCUUUGAACAGCCCGGAGUCUUCCGUUUCGGGUUUUCUAGCGAACAUGGGGGGUUGGCAGUGUUCCCAGCAUUGAUACAGAUUAUCGGAGACCAGGGGCAGGUGCUGGUGCCGUCACGCGUGUUGCUGGAAAAGGAGAUUGCGGCAUGA
Molecule: messenger RNA, 522 nt
Organism: Alternaria hordeiaustralica
Lineage: Eukaryota; Fungi; Ascomycota; Dothideomycetes; Pleosporales; Pleosporaceae
Exons: 2
Coding region: 1-522 (173 amino acids)
Source: RefSeq, a predicted model, not a curated record